AUUUGUUCAAAUUAAUCAGGCAGGAUUUUAUUUCGCUACCUGUGUCGAAAGGGUCGUAAUGCAAAUCAGAAAACAGUGCGGCAGUUAGAAAUCUAUAUAGAAACUAUGAAAGAGCAUCCAUUUGAUUUUUUUUACGGAGGCGGUGCGACUGCCGAUAUUUUAGGGAGAACUUUACGGAGAAGUUUGUCUUAAUUGAGUGUAAUUGGCGGUUUCCGAGUAACUGAGGAAAUCGGUUACUUUGUGUCGAUUAAUGGGAUCGUGAAAAAUUGUUGUAUUUCUUUACGAAUAAAUAGGGUGUUGUUAAAGAAAGUAGUACACACUGGAAGUCGCUCAGCUAGAACGUAGCUGAUUGACAUUGUUAGAGUAACUCUAAAGUAGGGGAUCUCUACCGCUCACGAUCUAUGACUAAUCUUUGAAUAAUGCAAAAGCAGUAGAAAUACAAAGGAUGGCAAGCAAUGUUUAUUAAUUUAUUUGUUUGUACCACGCCACACAUGGGUCACACUUUGUCAAAUAUCUUGCUAUUGUGUCUUGCAGGUCCCCGCUCGCUGCUCACUUUCUACGAAUUAAAGUAUGCGCUGGAUCCGCGCGCUGCCCAUUAAAAUCCAGCCGCUUGGCUCGCGCUGCUGCUCGAGCUACGUGUCCAGAAUGAGGUCCCUGACAUUGAUUAGAUGUUUCCAGUCCAUAAAAUGACCAAAUCUUUCUUUCAUCAAUGUGUAUCACUGUCGAUUGUUGUACUGAAGGUGAAGGUACUUAAUGAAUCUGAAGGAGGAUGAUGAAUUGUGUCGCAGGGCUCUGCAGUCUGGUACUGUGCUGCUCUACCACAAACUGAGCCCCCUACUGCAGAGGACAGACAGGGGAGGGUACAAGUUGCCCAUCUUCCAGGUCUCAGUUGUAAAUGGGAUGCUGGAGAAGCUUGGGAAGGACGCCGAGGUCAUAAACAGCUCCGUCCUCGUCGGCUGUUCGGACAGCCUCCUCGCACAGUUUUGCCUUGAAGUUGCGGAGUUAGAGCAGAAUGCCGUGGAGGAGCUCUGCCAGGGCGUCUUCACAGACCUGAGGAAAGCAUUUUUUCUCCUGAGGAGUUCAGAGGUCCCACUUGUGACCAGGGGACAGGCCUUGCUUCGCUGGCAUCAGACCCACAGCUACUGCAGUGCCACUGGAAAACCCACCCAGCGGAACCAGGCGGGUAGCCAGCGAGUGUGCCACAGCAGCGGAAUUACUUAUUACCCUCAGAUGGCGCCUGUGGUGAUAGUUUUAGUAUCUGAUGGCGAGAGGUGUCUCUUGGCCCGGCAGCCUGCUUUCCCGCGGGGCAUGUACAGUGCACUGGCAGGGUUCUGUGACAUGGGCGAGACGGUGCUGGAGACGCUGCGGCGGGAGGUGGCUGAGGAGGUUGGCCUGGAGGUGGAGUCGGCGCAGUAUUCCAGCUCGCAGCACUGGCCCUUUCCUCAGAGCUCACUCAUGGUGGCCUGCCAUGCCACUGUCAGCCCUGGAAGCUCGCAGAUAAAUCUGAGUGGGGCAGAGCUUGAGGAUGCACGUUGGUUCACUCUGCAGGAAGUCCAGGAGGCCCUGCAGAGGAAUAGUCCGCCACGUGACAUCAAAGGGGAGGCUAAUGUAUUCUGGGUCCCGCCCAGCUCAGCCAUAGCCAAUCAGCUUAUACAGGAAUGGGCCAAUCAGCAGCUCAAGUCAUAGGCAACAUUCUGGUGGGUAAUAAAUUACUUUAAUUGUUUAUUAGAAAGCUCAAGAUAAAUGAUUUUAGUAGGAAAAUAUAGAGGCAGGUGACAUAUGAUAAAAUAAAUGGAACUCAGGUCAGACAUGCUGUAAAGACUAAGCAGUUACAUCAGUUCCACGUUAUUUUUGUGACCGUAAACAUUACUGGGUGUUGAGCUACUUCUGAAUUCCUCUUCUCUACUUGUCCAGUGCAGGAACAUUGUGAGCCUGGAGUCUAUUCCAGGAAGCAGAGGACAGGUUACAUCAUGGAUGAGAUGCCAGUACAUUUCAGGGCGCACAAACACACACACACACACACACACACACACCCUACAGGCAGUUCACCUAACUGCACGUCUUUGGAUCAUGGGAUGAAACUGAAGUAACCAGAGGAAACCACAAACAGGGGGGGGGGGAAUGCAGGCUCCAAAUACAAAGACCUGGGGGUGGGUUCAAUUUGAUAUUUUGUCAGGGGCCCAGAAUUUCUAGCUAUGCCCCCUGGUGGUGGGAUUCCCAAUGUCCAGCAGCCAAUGAUACUGAUGGAAUGUAAAAUUCCCAACCAUAGGAUUGCAACCUUUGUAUAUUAUAAACACUGCCUCCAAGCCUGAAUUUAUAUACAAUACUUGAUUUUAGUUUGUUUUGAGUGAUCAAAUGUACUGUUUAUGUAAGUUUCCUUGCUUUUUAAUUGUAAAUAGAUAUUAAUCUGGUUAUUGGGUGAAGUAGAUCAUUUAUAAGCAGGCAGAUUUUAAAUAUUACUGGUGCCCGGGUCUGUAACAGGUGCCUUAGUUUACUGAAAUAUCUCCUGAAAAUAAAAAAUGCCUUAAACUCUUUGUGAUAGUAACUUCUGACGAAAGCAUAUACGAAAUAAAGGAAAAUAUACAAUAA
This is a messenger RNA of Paramormyrops kingsleyae, 2589 nucleotides long. The record is from RefSeq and is a predicted model, not a curated record. Lineage: Eukaryota; Metazoa; Chordata; Actinopteri; Osteoglossiformes; Mormyridae.